UCACUGUUUCGGUCUUUCGUCAGCCAGAUCAGAAUCAACGCCAAGAUUCCACAUGGAUUGUUGACAUAUUUAAUUACAUUUGUCCUGUAACAAGUGAUUCCAAAUAGUGUAAAUAAUCAUUACAAUAAUCACGAAAAUUAACCUCAAAAUCAGCCAAAAUGGUUCUCUCGUGUCGAUUUUAUAAAGAAAAAUAUCCGGAAGUUGAGGAUGUUGUAAUGGUGAACGUACGGAGCAUCGCCGAAAUGGGAGCUUAUGUGCAUUUACUCGAAUACAACAACAUCGAAGGCAUGAUUUUGCUCUCUGAAUUAUCCAGGAGACGCAUACGUUCCAUUAACAAGCUCAUUAGAGUUGGUAAAACUGAACCGGUCGUUGUCAUUCGAGUUGACAAGGAAAAAGGUUACAUUGAUCUAAGUAAACGUCGUGUAUCAGCCGAGGAUAUAGAAAAGUGCACAGAACGAUAUGCCAAAGCAAAGGCAGUCAAUUCUAUACUCAGACACGUUGCUGAAUUGUUGCAUUAUGACAAUGAUGAUCAAUUAGAAGAGUUAUAUCAAAAGACAGCAUGGCACUUUGAGGAGAAAUACAAGAAGCAAAAAGCUUCGGCAUAUGACUUCUUCAAACAAUCAGUAUUGGAUCCAUCUAUUUUAGCAGAGUGUGGUCUCGACGAUCUCACCAAAGACGUACUUUUGAACAACAUCAAGCGCAAGCUCACCUCGCAGGCAGUGAAAAUCAGAGCAGAUGUUGAAGUAGCUUGUUAUGGUUAUGAGGGAAUAGAUGCUGUCAAAACUGCCCUCAAAGCCGGUUUGGCACUCUCCACGGAAGAAAUUCCUAUCAAGAUCAAUUUGAUCGCUCCUCCCCUUUACGUCAUGACAACAUCGACUCCUGAGAAAGCUGAUGGUUUGAAGGCCCUCAAUAACGCGAUUGAGGUCGUACAAAUGAAGAUUACAUCGCUGGGUGGUGUAUUUAACGUUCAAAUGGCGCCUAAAGUAGUGACGGCUACUGACGAAGCUGAACUUGCUCGACAAAUGGAACGCGCUGAGCUCGAAAACGCCGAAGUCGCUGGAGAUGACGAUGAAGAAGAAGUCGAAGGAAUGGGCGAUUUUAGUGGGGGUGAGGGAGACGAUGAUUUAAAAGCAGAUGACGACGGCCCCGCGGAGGAUGAUUAAAUCGCCACUGCGUGUUUUUUUCUCUCCCAUAAAUAAACAUUUACACAUCGUGGUUCGUGCGCGGUUAUCUAUUUUUUAUUCCCGCUCGAAUAUUUUUCAUUCCUGUGGUUAUAAAAAACUAUAGUGCCGCUGAAAGGUCUGGAUCGAAUGUAUAACGCAAUUUUACAAAUAACAAAAACUUGUAAAAAUAA
This is a messenger RNA of Venturia canescens, 1354 nucleotides long. It is a transcript of the gene eIF2alpha, whose product is annotated as eukaryotic translation initiation factor 2 subunit alpha. Gene Ontology annotation, molecular function: translation initiation factor activity; ribosome binding; RNA binding. The coding region runs from base 159 to 1163 and encodes 334 amino acids. The transcript is spliced from 6 exons. Gene Ontology annotation, cellular component: eukaryotic translation initiation factor 2 complex; eukaryotic 48S preinitiation complex. NCBI's taxonomy places the organism in Eukaryota, Metazoa, Arthropoda, Insecta, Hymenoptera, Ichneumonidae. Gene Ontology annotation, biological process: translational initiation. The record is from RefSeq and is a predicted model, not a curated record.